Zootermopsis nevadensis is the source of this 825-nucleotide messenger RNA. RefSeq names its product Threonyl-carbamoyl synthesis 1 (gene Tcs1). Gene Ontology annotation, cellular component: cytoplasm. Gene Ontology annotation, molecular function: double-stranded RNA binding; tRNA binding; nucleotidyltransferase activity. Gene Ontology annotation, biological process: regulation of translational fidelity. NCBI's taxonomy places the organism in Eukaryota, Metazoa, Arthropoda, Insecta, Blattodea, Termopsidae. The record is from RefSeq and is a predicted model, not a curated record.
CUGUUACUGUCAUCAAUUUUAAAGUCAUCCUAUGUCUUCCUUGAUAUCUGUGGCUGAGUUUAAGUGGUUUCCCGCAGCUCUAGAAAUUGCAGCUCGAUUUAUAUCAGAGGGUAAAGUAAUUGCGCUUCCAACAGAUACAGUGUACGGUUUGGCAGCGGCAGCUCAAAACACACAAGCUAUCAGACAGGUGUACAAGAUCAAGGGACGAGAUCAGAAGAAGCCAUUGGCUAUAUGUGUUGACAGUGUAAAAUCAGUUUCUUGUUGGGGAAAGGCAAACAACCUCCCAUCAGGUUUACUAGAUGCCCUCUUGCCUGGACCUGUUACCAUUGUCUUAGAGCGCACUUCAAGUCUGAACCCAGAACUGAAUCCAGGCAUUGACAAAGUUGGAAUCCGUAUUCCUGACAGUGAAUUUGUGCUCCAGUUGUGCAGGAGACUUGGAACUCCAUUAGCCUUGACUAGUGCUAAUGCCAGUAAUAAACCCAGCUGUUUAGAUCCUGAGGAGUUCCGGAGCCUGUGGCCUCAUUUGGCAGGUGUGUUUCAUUCUGGAAGAAUAGGAGAUAGUGCGUCCUUUCGUGCUGGCUCCACAGUUGUGGAUCUCAGUGUUCCUUGGAAAUAUCACAUUCUCAGGCCUGGCAGUGCUCUUGCAAGUACUAAGGCAGUAUUAGAACAUUUUGCAUUUGUAGAACAUGAUGAAUAUUUUACAUUAAAAUUACAGGAGACAUAUUUUGGUUGAGUAACUUUUGAAGUGCAUGAAUACCCUAAACAGACUUACAUUGAUGAUGUAUGAUGUAUUUGACAUGAAUGAAGCUAAUAAGUUUUUGUAAU